Molecule: messenger RNA, 615 nt
Organism: Cooperia oncophora
Lineage: Eukaryota; Metazoa; Nematoda; Chromadorea; Rhabditida; Trichostrongylidae
Source: the annotation of a GenBank genome assembly
AUGGUACUAGUUCCAAUGAACACUCCUGGUGUUGAGGUUGUUAGGAAUCUUCAUGUUCUCGGCGCCGAUGACGCUCCAUCUGGACACUGCGAGAUCACCUUCACAAAUGUCCGCGUUCCUGUUGAAAACAUGAUCCUGGGUGAAGGCCGAGGAUUCGAAAUCGCUCAGGGACGAUUAGGGCCUGGACGAAUUCACCACGCAAUGAGGCUUAUAGGACAUGCCGAACGUGCCAUAGACAUCAUGAAAGAGCGGACAUCCUAUCGAGUAGCAUUUGGACGACGAUUGAAAGAAUUUGAUUCGAUUCGUAAAGACAUUGCUUUGUCCCGGUGCGAGGUCGAGCAGGCGCGCCUACUUGUCCUCAAAGCUGCCCAAAUGAUUGACACGAGGGGUGCUAAGGAAGCACAAUCCGAAAUCGCUAUGAUCAAGGUGGUCGCUCCGAAUAUGGCACAGCGAGUUGUAGAUCGAGCGAUUCAGAUGCUUGGCGGACUAGGACUUACCAUAGACACACCACUUUCAAGCUUUUUCAUAGCCGCUCGAUCGUUACGGAUAGCUGACGGGCCAGACGAGGUUCAUCUCGAGACGAUAGCAAAGAACGAGUUCAAAAGCAGGAUCUGA